Molecule: messenger RNA, 1084 nt
Organism: Amoebophrya sp. A120
Lineage: Eukaryota; Dinophyceae; Syndiniales; Amoebophryaceae
Source: the annotation of a GenBank genome assembly
UACUACUAGUUAUAGUGCUAAAGUAGGUGGCACCACAAUUACCAACACUGGGACUGGCGGAGAUCUGCCGGACGCGGAGACGAGCACUAUAUCUGCUGCAGUGCACGGAAAUAGUUCGGCAGCGAAUGCAACCACAAGCAGAAAGGUAAAGAGCCCCCACAUCCCCGACGAGAAUAUUGCUGCGCAGAUGGUGGAUGGAGAUCGAGACACUCCGCAGUUGAAGGGGGGCGAACAGUUUCACGACACGGCUGUUGUGGAGGGAACCCUAAUGGAGGAGCUGCAAUUGGUGUUGGGAAACAUGACCAUUUUGAAGAAAGUUCUGGAGUGUUGCGGCGGGAAGUGGGCAAGCUGGCAUGAGAUCGACGAUUUGUACAAGAUGAAGUACGACCACGGAGAUAAAGACCAUCUAGCACCGGAGCCGCAGCAGCCGCAUCAGCACUCGCACGCGGAAGUGCCGAAAAUGGCAGAGUCAUAUUCCGUAUUGAUGCGGCCGCGGAGCACAAGUAGCCCGAGUCGUAGUUGUUCUCCCGUUGGCCAUGGGCCGCACACCUUCAAAAACAAGAGCCGAGAAAUACUCGGCGCCGCGCUGGCCGCCGAUCAUGUGCUAGACAAGAGCACUACGAUAGAGCUGCUCUCCCGGCGGGCGGGCGCAAACGAGAAGCAGGUUUUUGAAGACACGGUGCUUUCCCAUCUAUUGUCGCUGAACUUGCAUGACCUGGCACGGCAAGUGCAGCACAUGUACGAAAUUGCGGCUCCCAACGUUUGCAUGAUCGAGGUAGAGCGGCUGGAGUACCUCUUCACUGAGGCCGAAGACAAGACGGAGGCGGUGACGCGCCUUCUUCAUUUCCAGCCGCCGCAGGCCGUGCGGUUCGCCUUCGCGCUGCUGGACCGCUUCACACUGAUCCGCCACCGCCUAUUGUUUUGUCGGAUGCUCCUUCAGCACCUUCGUUCCUGGCUUUCGGACGCCCAAAUUGUGCGGCUGGAGAUCCUCUGUGCGAGUUUGGAGCUGCUCAGCGUCGUAGAGCAGCCGGUAUCCUCGACGACAAGCAGUCGAAGUCGCCAGCUUUCCAGUGCUGCAGCUAAA